AUGUCUACCUCAGACUCCUACAUCAUCCACGAUGCCUCCCCGGAAUCAUCCAACGACCAAGACGAGGUCGAUUCCCUGCCGUCCUCGAUAGACAGCAGUGACCUGGACUCAGAGGAGGAAUCAGAUGCGCAAAGAGAGUGGGAAGCUAGUCUGCAGCAGCUGGAAUUGGUCUUGACGAUGGUCAUUGUGCCGUAUGCUGGGAAAUACUUGGGCCGGAAGUUUGCAUAUUGGAGCUGGGCAAAGUAUAUGAAAUGGAUGUAUCCGGUCGAAGUCCGAUUUACAAAUGAGACUGCCUUCAAGGCUGCCGGAGCUGUGGAAGCCGCGGCUACGUUGUGA
This is a messenger RNA of Hyaloscypha bicolor E, 336 nucleotides long. RefSeq lists its product as uncharacterized. Gene Ontology annotation, biological process: protein insertion into mitochondrial outer membrane; mitochondrial outer membrane translocase complex assembly. Bases 1 to 336 code for a protein of 111 amino acids. Lineage: Eukaryota; Fungi; Ascomycota; Leotiomycetes; Helotiales; Hyaloscyphaceae. Gene Ontology annotation, cellular component: mitochondrial outer membrane. The transcript is spliced from 2 exons. The record is from RefSeq and is a predicted model, not a curated record.